Molecule: messenger RNA, 469 nt
Organism: Epinephelus moara (kelp grouper)
Lineage: Eukaryota; Metazoa; Chordata; Actinopteri; Perciformes; Serranidae
Product: C-C chemokine receptor type 8-like
Exons: 2
Biological process (GO): G protein-coupled receptor signaling pathway; immune response
Cellular component (GO): membrane
Molecular function (GO): G protein-coupled receptor activity
Source: RefSeq, a predicted model, not a curated record
AGGAGGAGUCCUCUCAUCCUUUCAUCUCUUCAUCGCUGUGUGCUGCUGCCUUAUCGUCUGCAUCAGCAUACCUGCAAACAGCCUCCUCCUGUGGGGUCUUCUGAGGGAACGAGCUUGGAAGACCGCAUCUGACAUCUUACUUCUGCAACUCACAAUCUCUGACCUUUUCUUCACUGUGUCCCUGCCUUUUGAGGCUUACCAGCUUUUACAUGGCUGGAUCAUUGGGUUAGUGGCCUGUAAAGUCUUAAGAGGAGUUUUUUUUCUGGGGCUGAACAGCUACGUGUUGAUCCUCACCGCCAUGACGAGGUAUAAUUAUGUUACUGUGUGCAGGAUAAGAGGACAACGCCAGGCUUCAAGAUUGAUUACAGGGAUGGUUGUUGUUUUUUUCAUUUGUUUGGCACCAUACAAUAUCAGACAUUUCAUAGUGUCUUUGGAAAUGCUGCGUGUUCUGAAAAUAUCACAUGAAUGG